AUGACUCACGGCGGAUCCGCUCGCGCAAGCCCCGUUCAUCCUCAAAACGAGCAAUACCAUCCACAUCAUUUGGUAGAGCCCUUGAUCUCUCGACAGCGGACAUAUGGAACAGCAGUACAAAGUCAACAGCCUUCACCAGCCCCUACGGUUCUGGGCUCGCACAUUGAGCACCCACAGCCUCUUCGACCAAACAUCGCUGCAGCAAGCCCUGUCCAAGACGCCGAUCCCAACAAAAACGCUGGUAGAAUCAGAUUGAGUAUCUCAUGGGACGUGACCACUUUCAACGUAUGGCUGGAUCUGAACGCACAUUGCGAUGCUUUCUAUAAAGCCUUCCAACAACAGGCCGCAAAGCAGCGCAAGAGCAUACUCGACCGAGCUACCAUCACAAUACAACUGAAGAAUGAUAAGAACAUGCCAGACGAGGAAGCCUGCCCCCUCUCACUUGCCGAAGAUGACUUGGAAGCAGAUUGGGAGAUGAUCACUGAAUGGUUGGAGGCAAAUAGGAGAGACAAAUCGCCUCAUAUCUAUGGCGUGGUAGAGAUGGAAGAAGGGUGA
Molecule: messenger RNA, 555 nt
Organism: Alternaria postmessia
Lineage: Eukaryota; Fungi; Ascomycota; Dothideomycetes; Pleosporales; Pleosporaceae
Exons: 1
Coding region: 1-555 (184 amino acids)
Source: RefSeq, a predicted model, not a curated record